AGCAGUUGGAAUAAGUUCGUUGGCCAAGGCGAACCCAAAAUUAGUGCACCCACAGGCCAGUGCCCGAGCGGAUCUUCUCUAGACUUCGAUCAUCCGACAUGCAGUUUGUCUACUUGACGCUGGGACUGGGGCUGAUCUUCACCACUGCCCUUCAGGCGGCCAUCAUCCCACUGACCCUGAUCAAAAACGGAGUUGGAGCAAAUCAGGCGCUUCCCAUGGAUACGGAGAAGUUCGGUUACCUGGAAAUCAAACCCAAUGGAUCACUGAUUCUCAGAAGGGCGCCCAAUCAGAGUGGCAGUAACCUACCGGACCUGAUAAUGCUGAAAGGAGUACUUCAGGCUCUAAAGGCCAAUCCCGCAAAAAUGUCGGACACCGGUGGCGAUACACGAUUGAGCCUAAGGAUCUAUGGAGAUGGAGUGGAACACAAGUUUCCGCCCUUACUGGAGAAUAUCAUCCAACGCAUUCAAACGUAUUUUUCGGUUUACCGCUACACGGAUACAAGCAAACCCGGUGGAUUUCAGCGAAUUGAACUCACCACACCGCCGACGGAGGAUUCUCCGGAUAUGACCACCGUAAAAUCCGAGAACGAUGAUGAGCUGAUAGUAGUGGGAGAGCAGGAUGCGUACAUUACUGUGGGGGAUGGUGCAGACUAGUCACUACCCUAUUAUUACAUAUUUAUUCACCUAGCUAUGUAAGACAACAAAAGUGCCGCCCUCAAAAUAUUUUUCGAAAAUAUACAUCCCCCAUUCGCAAAUA
Messenger RNA from Drosophila erecta, 756 nucleotides. RefSeq lists its product as uncharacterized. The transcript has a single exon. The coding region runs from base 99 to 653 and encodes 184 amino acids. NCBI's taxonomy places the organism in Eukaryota, Metazoa, Arthropoda, Insecta, Diptera, Drosophilidae. The record is from RefSeq and is a predicted model, not a curated record.